Messenger RNA from Anastrepha ludens (Mexican fruit fly), 2572 nucleotides. RefSeq lists its product as uncharacterized. Lineage: Eukaryota; Metazoa; Arthropoda; Insecta; Diptera; Tephritidae. The transcript has 3 exons. The record is from RefSeq and is a predicted model, not a curated record. Bases 13 to 318 code for a protein of 101 amino acids.
ACAGCAAACAAAAUGCAAAAUGAGGAAUAUAUAGCCACAAGCAAAAAACAGCAGAAACUGUAUGAGUUUACAAUGGCGCACGGCAAACUUUACAUCGGCAGUCACAAGCGUACAUAUGUAUAUUUGUCCGUCCGCCAGUCCAUGCGUUCGAUUCCCCGUUUGCUAGUUAGUCGUAUCGUCGUUCGGCUAGCACACCAGCCGUGCGUCGUUCGUUCGUCCGUUUGCACUCAUCCAUUGCGCGGCUACAAAACGUCUAAAAAGAUGACACUCUUUCCGGCUGUAAAUAUGGCCAUCUGCGCUCUGCGAAGAGUCACGUAGACCACGUCAACAACAGCAGGAGAAGAUUACAGAAGCCAGGCAAGAACACAGAACGCAUGACUGGAAGAAAGCAUAUGCAGUCGUAUAUACGGCGAGAGUCGAGCGGAGAGUGCCAUGACAGGUAACCCCCAGCUGAGCUAGCAAGAGAGCGUAUGCAAGAACAACAAUGUGAUUGAAAAAAAAAAUGUUGUAAUGAAAAAAGUAUAUUGAAAAAGAAAAGUAAAAAGGUUGUAAAGUAUAGAGAGCCACCAGGUUUCCCGAGCUGUAAGUGAGGAUAAAGAGCUGUUGAAGUGCGGCCGGUCGGUGGUAUGAGUAGUAGCAAUCUAUAACGAAUGAGAGCGCGGUGCGGAGAGUAGGAGUUGGUGGAAAACUGUGUAAUAUAUGUGCAUGUAGGCUUGGAUCCAGGUUUACCAUGAAAUAGCUGGAUUAUGCGCUAAAAAGCAGAGUUGGGGGUAGUAAAAGCAGUAGCCCCCUUCACCAAUCAUCCCACCUCCCAUUAUCAGCUAGCAACACCUGAGAAACGUUUCUUCAAUGUAAAUGGCCACUCAUUUGUCAUUUCACACUCAAAACUAUUUGCUAUUUGCAUGCUCUCUCUCACACUCCUGCCUUCAAAUAUAAACUAACUAAUAAUGCUCAGCACCCUCGCCUGCCCCACUUCAUCGCCCGAGCGUUCACAUACGAUCGCUGAGCAUUCGGCUAUUGUAAAAUUAAAUUGUACUUUCAUCAUCCUUGCAUCAGCAGCCAACAAAACCAACAACAGCAACUAUGACAAUUGCUUGGGCCCCAACGUCAGCCGAAACGAAGAACAGCAACAAUAAUACACGUUGCCAACAUUAAUUGCAUCAACAAAUGCAUUUGAUCACCAACGGCCGCAUAAAUAGAUAGAGUCUACCUGGUUUUCUUCCCUUUUCGACGCUCAGCUGUUGGAAGAGCGCACUCGAAUUGCAUGUACUUGUACAUUGUACAUGGCAAUACAUAUGUAAAAUCACAUACAGAUGUAUGGAGGUGUGUUAGGCAUGUAUGUAUAUACGAGUGUGCAUGUAAGCAUUAAAACGAUUUACAAGCAAUAGCACUGAUUCUUUUAUGCAAAUUCUAUAUGCGAGUGCUCACGAAAAGUAACAGCUAUCGCAACAGCAACAACAGCAAACCUAAAACUCGACACAAAUUAACAAAUGCACGGUGAGCGGUGAGCGAUGAAGUAGAGAAGAUACUCAAUACAAAAACUGGCUUCACACUAGAAUUUAGUGAGCUCUCUUUUUAACCACAUUGUUCGCAUGAAAAGUGAAGAGCAAAAAAAGCAAUCAAUCCCACCCCACAAAUACUCAUUCAGGGGGGUUAGAAAACCUUUGUUUGCAUGCAUGUGUUUGUGUAUGUACUAUAUGCACUGGGAAGGCAACAAAAGAAGAGCGUUCGUUCGGCAAAAGGUGCGAGUGAGGCGAAUGAGUUGCUCCGUGUUACAAAAUGAUAUACACACGUACAUAUCGAUACUUGCUCAUAUGAAAACACUCAUGCUUAGUGUGUACGUGCCUCCAAUUAUACAUACGUACGAGUAUAUACUCAGCAGCCGUGGCCGGCCGCUAGUAGCGCAAGCAACAGCAGGCAAGCGGUGAGCGGUGAGUGUAGGCAAAAUGUGAAAAAAUCAACUCAGGAGCGCACAGCUAUCGUAUAAAUAAGCGGCUCGUGCAGCCGGUUUGGCAUAGUAGCUUCGAAACACUGCAAAGGUACACAUCUGAAACGGAAUAGUAACUGAAAAGAAGAAGCGAGUCAAAUAUUUACUUGUAGAAAGUGUGAAGAACGCGAGUUUCAUUCAAUGGUAGAUAUACAAGCAAGCAGUAAAGUUUAGAAAGCAGAUACAACAAAAUUGUUUCAAGAAGAAUUCUAUCUAUGCGAAUAAGUUACGUUCUAGUACUUAUUUUUUAGAAAAGCAGAAAGAACUCUGUAAUUUUAACAAGAAAAAAAUUGCCAUCUUAAGAAAAAGAAACAUAAAUUUUUUUUAAAACAAGCUGAAACGGACCAACGCCAUUUAAGUGAUAAUUUAACAAUAUAGAGUUAAAAUAGAAAGCAGAAUCAAGUGCUGUGAUUUCAAACUACAAAAAGUUAAUUUAAUAAAUUUUUUAAAUAACGGCAUUGGAAGGUAUACACUAAUCUUUCAAUGCAGCAGCAAGCAAUUCAACAACUUAACACAAAACGGAAAUUCAGCAAAUUGUGAUAUAGCAAAGGCAGAGCGAAGUUAAAGCGGAGAAAAUAACUUUUU